AUGGGCAAACACGGACAGACGAUGAACAAGAAGCGGAAGACGUCGCAGCGCGCGGCGAAGGAGAACGGCCGCGCGCUCAAGCUUCGAAAGGGCGGCGUCGACAGAAACAAGAUCGAACUUCGCAAGGUGCAUCGAUCGAACCGACCGCAGGUUAGCGGCGUCUCGAGGACAGGGAAACAAGCGCGGAAGCAACUCAAGCUCGCGCGGCGAGCAGAUAAGGAAAAGACGAAACGAGACGAAGACGAGAAGACGAGCGGCUGCGCGAAGAAGGACGUCACGGGGGACGUCGCGAUGGCGGACUGA
This is a messenger RNA of Micromonas pusilla CCMP1545, 303 nucleotides long. RefSeq lists its product as uncharacterized. The transcript is spliced from 2 exons. NCBI's taxonomy places the organism in Eukaryota, Viridiplantae, Chlorophyta, Mamiellophyceae, Mamiellales, Mamiellaceae. The record is from RefSeq and is a predicted model, not a curated record. Bases 1 to 303 code for a protein of 100 amino acids.